CUGUCAGCAAAAGCCGACUGCGAAGUUACUGAAGAAGGUCAGAGGCCAGGUUUUGCGUUUGCUGGUUUCACCGAUUCAUUUUCUGUUGGUCUGUCUGUUGGCUCGUAAGCGUGUCACACGAUGGGGAAAGUGGCGUCAACUUUGAUCAAGCGACCUCUUCAAAAUGUUGCAGUGGAGCACAGAGCCCACAAACUUGUUGAAAAGUCCAACAAACCAAAGACCGCCCCACUGCACCCAUCAUCGGUCGAUCAAAUUCAAUCCUACAUCUCAGAAAAUAAAGAUGAACUGAAAAAGGAAAUUAUGGAUAAAAAUGAAAGUCUCCAUAACAGACUGAAAGGAAUGGUUGUUAACACUCCACAAAUAGCAGAGAUAAAAACGAAAGAAAAAGUUAAAAAGAACCUUCCAGAAAAUCGAUCAAAAGUAGAAGACCCUGAAUUUGGUUAUCUUGAACCUGAAACUGUAAGAGAAGGACAUGUGACUAUCAAACAAGCCAUGGAGUUUUUGAGCAAACAUUUCACUGAUCCUAUAAAGUACCCUGUUGAAGAUAUUGCCAAAGACUAUAAAUUAAAUAUUGAAGAUGUUCGUAAGAUUGUCAAAUACUUCAACGUUUUCAUCCUUCAAAUCCCGUCAAAACCGACUGACAGCAAAGAACCAUUAACUAGCUUUUUGAAACCUUCAGCUUUAAAAAAGUUAUUGACUGACAAAAGUGAAAAAGAUAAUAAAUAACAAGUGGCGUGAUUAAAAUAUUUUAGGAAAAUUUUUAUGUAAGCAUCUUCAAUACAUAAUUAAUAUUAUUUUAAUUUGCACCAGCAGUUAAUUAUUAUGACUUUUAUUCAUUUGGAAAUGUGUACGUAUAUAAUAUAUUUAAACCGAAUUAA
Helobdella robusta is the source of this 878-nucleotide messenger RNA. RefSeq lists its product as hypothetical. NCBI's taxonomy places the organism in Eukaryota, Metazoa, Annelida, Clitellata, Rhynchobdellida, Glossiphoniidae. Bases 121 to 726 code for a protein of 201 amino acids. Gene Ontology annotation, cellular component: mitochondrion. The transcript has 4 exons. Gene Ontology annotation, biological process: mitochondrial respiratory chain complex I assembly. The record is from RefSeq and is a predicted model, not a curated record.